This is a messenger RNA of Apaloderma vittatum (bar-tailed trogon), 2020 nucleotides long. It is a transcript of the gene USP16, whose product is annotated as ubiquitin specific peptidase 16. The annotation marks the transcript as partial. Gene Ontology annotation, biological process: protein deubiquitination. The transcript is spliced from 13 exons. The record is from RefSeq and is a predicted model, not a curated record. Lineage: Eukaryota; Metazoa; Chordata; Aves; Trogoniformes; Trogonidae. Gene Ontology annotation, molecular function: zinc ion binding; cysteine-type deubiquitinase activity.
AUGGGAAAGAAACGCAUCAAAGGCAAAACUGCACAGUCUGAUGAGUCUCCGGAUACGCUGGAGCCUGUGUGCAAGCAUAUUCGUAAAGGACUGGAACAAGGCCAUCUGAAAAAGGCCCUGCUGAAUGUGGAAUGGCAUGUUUGUCAGGACUGCAAAGCAGACAAUAAGACACAAGAGAAAUCUGAGGGAGAGACUGGUGAAAGCCCUUCAAUUUGGUUAUGUCUAAAAUGUGGCCAUAGGGGUUGUGACAGAAAUUCUCAAGAGCAGCAUGCUUUAAAGCACUACACAACGCCAAGAUCAGAUCCCCAUUGUUUGGUUCUCAGCUUGGACAACUGGAGUGUGUGGUGCUACAUAUGCGAUAAUGAAGUUCCAUAUAAUUCCUCAAACCGAUUGGGCCAGACUGUGGAAUAUGUUAGAAAACAAGUUUGUCUUGACUCAGCACAUGCAGUAGAAAAACAAGAAGUGAACAAAGAAUUUGAAAAUAAAAAAGUAGAAAAAGACAGCAAGAAUGAGCAAGAAAAAGAAGUCUCACAUAAAGAAGAGAAUUCUCUUUCAAGUACUAACUCGGAAGUGACUGUGAAAGGACUUAGUAACUUGGGGAAUACAUGUUUUUUUAAUGCAGUGAUGCAGAAUUUAUCACAAACUCCCAUCCUGAGAGAGCUGCUUAAAGAAGCUAAAAUGCCUGACACAACGAUUAAAAUUGAGUCACCUGAGUUAUCCAUGGAACCUCAGCUGAUAAAACUAGAUCAACCAGGUCCUUUGACAUUAGCUAUGUACCAGUUCCUGACAGAAAUGCAAGAGACAAAAAAAGGGGUAGUCACUCCUAAGGAACUUUUUGCUCAGGUUUGUAAAAAAGCAAUACGCUUUAAAGGUUACCAGCAACAAGACAGCCACGAAUUGCUUCGUUACUUACUUGAUGGAAUGAGAGCAGAAGAAAUCCAACAAGUAAGUGUUGGAAUACUGAAGGCAUUGACUGACUCUAACAAACAAAAUGAAGAAGAACUUAAAAAGAAAAUUAAAGAAUAUGAAAAGAAAAAGGGAAUACAGAGUUUUGUAGAUCGAAUCUUUGGUGGAGAAUUAACCAGUACGAUUAUGUGUGAGGAAUGCAGAACCGUAUCCUUGGUCCAUGAGUCUUUCCUUGAUUUGUCACUUCCCGUACUAGAUGAUCAGAAAGCAAAAAUUACAAAUGAGAGAAACAUAAAAAAAGCCAAAGAAAAGGAAUCUGAAGAUGAAGAGGACAAAAACGACUGUUAUCUUAAGCAGAGAGAUGAGCCCCCUGGUGCAAGUAAGCACCUUCAGAAAAAAGCAAAGAAACAGGCCAAGAAACAAGCCAAGAGCCAGCGUCGCCAGCAAAAACUUCAAGGAAAGGUGCUUCACUUGACGGAUAUUUGCGCAACUGAGCAGUCAGAAAAAAACGUCGAGUAUGACCAAGAAUCAGAGGCAGAAGUUAAUUCUGAAACUCGUGAUGUGAAGCAAGAAGAGGAAUUGUCAAAUGAUUGCAAAGAUCACUGCCUACCUCAAAAAGACUUGAGCAUACAGGGAAGUAAUAGAGAAUCAGUUCAAAGCUUACAUGAAAAUACAGGAGAUCCAGAACAAGAGUGUGUAGAAAGUGAGUCUCUUGUGGAUCUUCCUAUGGAAGGCUUAGAUUCUCCUAUGAAGCUUGUCAAUGGCCUUGACAACCUAUCUUUGAAAGUUGAGGAUGAUGAAAAUGAAGAUGAGGAAGAGCUCGCUACUGACUUUUCAAAAUUACACUUGCAUCCCAACUCUGAAUCCGAUAUGAGUACUUUAGAUGAUGUUCAAACUGUUCCUGUCAAGACAUGUGAAGUAUCAACUGAAGAUCCAGAAACAGCGUUUUGUACUCUUGCAAACAGGGAAGAUUUGGACUUGGAAGAAGGUUCCAUCCAUCACUGUUUGUAUCAAUUUACCCGUAAUGAAAAACUUACUGAGACCAAUAAACUACUCUGUGAUGUAUGUACACAAAGACAUUAUGGACCAAAGCUUUUCAGAAGAGACAGACGAG